Messenger RNA from Naegleria gruberi, 1917 nucleotides. RefSeq lists its product as uncharacterized. The record is from RefSeq and is a predicted model, not a curated record. Lineage: Eukaryota; Heterolobosea; Eutetramitea; Acrasida; Naegleriidae. The coding region runs from base 1 to 1917 and encodes 638 amino acids. The transcript has a single exon.
AUGGGCAAUUCUCGUAGUAUUCUACCGCCCACUUCCUCAAACAAUUUACUUCCCAAUAUUAAGAUUGGCAAUAGCAAUGCAGAUUCAUCCAUUUCGAACUCAACAAUAACCCAUGAUGAGGAUAAGACGGAGGCUGGGUAUCGACAGUCUAUUUCCUCACUUCCCUUCUCAUCAAAAAGGCCUUCAAUACGGCCCACCCAUUUGAAAUCACCAAAGGGUUCAAUUAGCUUUACUCAAGGAUUAACAAAUAAUACUCACAAUAAUACCAAUCAUCAUCAUAAUUCAAAAAACAUGCUUCCUCCCUUAGUAACAAACAAACCAAAUAGCCUUUCCACUCCUCCUUCCCUUGAUACUUUGUCAAUAGACCAAUCAUCUUCCAACAACAUAUUGGGAAUUAGACAAGUAAUUAGCAAUGAUUCCUUUCAAACCAUUUCCUCAUCAACUUAUUCAUCCUCUCUCAGUAACAAAACACUCGAAAAUAGCUCUAUGAAUAACACCUUACGAGUCAAUGAAACAUCAUCGACACUUAAUACAAGAGCAACCUCUCCUAUUCAGUUUGGUAGAAGAACAUCUUCUACCCAGGCCUUAAACUCUCUCGCUAAAUCACGAGGCAAAGGCUCUGCUGUAUCACCUAAGAAUAUCAAUACUCAACAACUUUCCUCAUUGAGUAAUAAUAAUAACACCACUAGUAUCAAGAAUAGAAGUAAUGAUUCUCCUGAAAUUCCUUCAUCCCCAACCAACAAUAACAAAACCUCUUCCUUAACAGCUGGUGCUGCAUCUUCCUGCCCUUCAAACUCACCAAACGCCAACAAUAACAAUAUUAUAGCCUCGAUUUCGAACUCUGAAAAUUACGGGCCAAAUUCAUCUGCCCUAUUCCUGGAACCUCUUCCAAAUUUGAACAAAUCAAAUACCGAUGCUUAUGAAUCAGAAGAUGAACCAUCAACAUUCAUCAUGCCAAAUAAGCUAAUUUCCACAGAUAGUUUUAGUCUUAUCAGUUCCCAUAAACGAGUAGGAGCCAAGUUAAUGUUUGACAGAGAUGCUGUGAAUAAUAGUAAUGUAAGCAAGCUGGAUGAUUGUGAUACAGGAAGUGAAAUAUCAAGGCAGGAGGAUGAACAACCUCUCAUUCUCACUUCGACCUUAGAUGUAGAUAUGAUGAUGAACCAAAAGAAGUUGGCUUCCAUUUCAACACCUCCUAGGGCUCAAACUUUGACGGCAACAAUGGAAUCACCAGACAUUUUCUUUGAUACACCACCUCAGAGGGAGACUUCAAUGAAGAAUAUUGCUAGUGCACCAAAUUUGCUCUAUGACUCUCUUUCUCGUAAAAUGGAUGAAAAGGAGAGAUCACUGAUUGAUAGUCUGACCUUAGACAAAUCUUCUACUAUCAGUCCAAGUUCUAGUAUUGAUGUAAAGAAAACAAACAAAAUGCGACGAAGUGUUGGUGAUAGUGAUGAUAUACUGGAUGAUAUUUUGAGCGAAAAGCCAACAUUAAAAUCAUUGAAAAAGUUAAAGAGUGAAAAUUCGGUGAGAAGGAGAGCAACUAGUCUCAAUAAUUCAAAAGCAGGAAAAAAAAGCGCCGAGAAGAAUUCAACCUACCUUAGAGAAAAUGAUGGAAUUAGUACUAAUAUUAUGGAUAUUCUGAAGGGAUGCGAGGAUUUGUUGGGAGAUUUAGAACUUGAGCCAAAGUGUCCUUGUACUAUUGAGAUUACACAACCAGAUGCAAAUCCAGAGACGUCUCACUUGCUUCCUCUUCAAAAUUCCAGACGAUUCAAUUUACUAACAGUUCCAGACCUCAAACAAGUGAUGAGAGAAAGUAGGUCAGAACAAAAACAACACGAAAGAAAACAAAAGAAUGUGAAAAAGGAAGUAGCCAAUAUCAUCAAAGAUAUCAGGUCUUCGUUUUCAGAAUUUGAUUUUUAA